Molecule: messenger RNA, 1068 nt
Organism: Saccharomycodes ludwigii
Lineage: Eukaryota; Fungi; Ascomycota; Saccharomycetes; Saccharomycodales; Saccharomycodaceae
Exons: 1
Coding region: 1-1068 (355 amino acids)
Molecular function (GO): oxidoreductase activity, acting on the CH-OH group of donors, NAD or NADP as acceptor
Source: RefSeq, a predicted model, not a curated record
AUGUCACAACCAUCAUUUAAAAAAAUAGUUUUUGUUUCUGGCGCAACUGGAUUUAUUGCCAAACACAUUAUCGGUCAACUAUUAGAAACUGGUGAGUAUAAAGUCAUAGGAUCCGUAAGAAGCCAAGAAAAGGCUGAACUUGUGCAAAAUUUAUUUAGUCUUGAUUAUGAUUUAAGUUUGCUAGAAUUUGCUAUCGUGCCCGAUAUUUCCAAAGUAGACGCUUUCGAUGAAGCCUUUAUUAAAUAUGGAAGAGAGAUUGAGUACGUUGUCCAUACGGCUUCUCCUCUUUUCUUCCAUGCGGAAAAAAGUAUAGAAAAUGAGAUUUUGAUUCCUGCUGUCAAUGGAGUCAAGUCCAUCUUAAGUGCAAUCCAAUUGUAUGGACCAAAUGUUAAGAAAUUUGUUUUUAUGUCUUCAUUUGCUGCUUGUGGUACCAAAGAAUUUGAUUCCGUAUCAAGAAAUUUCAUUAAUGAAGAAACUUGGAAUUCAAUUUCUUGGGAAGAGUCAAAGGAAAGUGGGUACAAAGCCUAUUACGGUGGCAAAACUUUUAGUGAAAAAUAUUGCUGGCAUUUUGUUAAAGAAAACAAUCCACAUUUUAAAGUUUCAACAAUUUUACCAACCUAUGUUUUUGGGAGACAGAAAUUUGAGGAAGAUGUUAAACAAAAGUUAAAUUUGUCAUGCGAGUUUAUCAACGAGAUUGUUCAUUCUAAACCCAAUACGAUAGUGGACAACAACUUAUGCCGUUCAUUUAUCGACGUUGAAGACGUGGGUAAAACUGUAUUGCAAUGUUUAAAAGAUAACAACUUGGAAAACCAGCGGUUGCUAUUGAGUAAUGGUAGAUUCACUUUACAAACUAUAGUUAAUGAGAUUAAUGAAAGUUUCCCACAGUUGAGGGGCAAGAUUGCUCAACCCGUAUAUGGGAUUGAUGAAGAUAAAAUAAAAACCAUGGCUACUUUGGAUAACAAUAAAACAAAAAAAUUAUUGGGGUUUCAGUUUAAAAGUUUCCAUGCUUGUAUCUGUGACACAGUGUCACAGAUUCUAGCCACAGAAAAAAAGAUGGGAUGCCAGUAA